Molecule: messenger RNA, 2022 nt
Organism: Toxorhynchites rutilus septentrionalis
Lineage: Eukaryota; Metazoa; Arthropoda; Insecta; Diptera; Culicidae
Gene: RhoGDI
Product: rho GDP-dissociation inhibitor 1
Exons: 6
Coding region: 293-898 (201 amino acids)
Biological process (GO): Rho protein signal transduction
Cellular component (GO): cytoplasm; membrane; cytosol
Molecular function (GO): protein binding; Rho GDP-dissociation inhibitor activity
Source: RefSeq, a predicted model, not a curated record
AGAAGACAAGUGCACUGCAAGUGAGAAGAGCACAGCGUUCGUCCAUAUUUUUCGCAAGUACAGCGAAGUCGGUUUGAAAGUCGUGGUUUCUGACCGGGCGUUCUUUAUUUCCACAUUAAUUCUGUACGUUCUCCUGUGUUCUUUCCGUUUCCGGUUGGUUCGGUCAGUUUGGACAAGCUGAUUGCUGAUUCGUGCCGUCUGUGGGUCGACUGUAGGCUGCACGAAAUAUAUAUCUUUUAUUCCAAGGAUUUAGUAGGCGUUUGGUGCUUCUUAACUAUAUACUUUGAGAAAUAUGUCUGCCGAGAAAGAGGUCGAAGCCGUUGUGGGCGUCGAAGGAGAUGAACAUGACACCAACUACCAACCUCCACCACAGAAAACAAUCGAGGAAAUCAUGGCUGCCGAUGCGGAUGAUGAAAGUUUACGGAAGUACAAGGAAGCAUUGCUGGGCGAGGCACAGUCAGAGAAAAUUGUUUUUGAUGACUCCGACCAACGUAAGGUCAUUGUGAAAAAGCUUUCACUGUUGGUAGUCGAUCGUGACCCGAUGGAGCUUGACUUGUCAGGGGAUAUAUCCAAGUUGAAGAAGAAUGUAUUUGUAAUCAAGGAAGGCAUCCAAUAUAAGAUUCGGAUCGAUUUUGUGGUGCAGAGAGAGAUUGUUCACGGACUGAAAUAUGUACAGAAAACCUACAGAAUGGGAGUUCCCGUGGACAAAAUGACCCAGAUGGUCGGCUCUUACCCGCCAAAAAAGGAAAUCCAAAGCUACACCACUCCGUUCGAGGAGGCCCCAUCCGGGUUGAUGGCCCGCGGGACGUACUCGGUUGCUUCGCUGUUCACCGACGACGACAAGAACGAGCACCUCAAGUGGGAUUGGAGUUUCGAGAUCAAAAAAGACUGGCAGUAAACCAUUUAUUACAAAACAGUAAGUACGAUGUAAAAAAGCUGCGUUGGAAACUACUUUAUACAUAUUAUAUACAGAGCUGAUAAUGGAGGGAAAGAGCAGUCACUUUAGUAAGCGAAGAAAUCUUUACGUAUACUUUGCAGCAGGUGUGAGUGUUUAACAGUACAGAAAGAUGACAGGAAACAAAAAAAAAUAAUGAAAGUCUUCGUAAAAGAAUUUUAUCGCUUCAAAAAUUGUAGCCAUUUGUUUUCUUUUUAAGUUUCAAACCCAGGAUAUGACAUAAAACCCUCAAGAAAAACAAACAAAACCCAAUUGUGUAAUUAAGAAAAACCUGGCUGUUCGGAGAUGUUCUAUAUGUUGCACUGAGUUAUUCGGUGAAAAAUAAUUCACACAUAUUACGUAUGGAUCAUUGAAAUUAACGCUUUUGUAGCAAAUCGUGACGGUAUUGAAACUAUGGUAUUAGCAUUUCGCUGUAUUGAGCGUUAACACACACUUGGCGGGUUUCGUGUAUAAAAGUUAUUUUUCCUCCGACCAGAGCCGACUGACUUUCUAGCCGUUAGAGAAACAGAUAUACUACACUUUCGUUGCUUACUUCCGUUUGUAUGUAUUAUUAAGCUGCAUGAUUGUUUUGCAAAAAAAAACGUGCUUCAAAAAGCAAUAAAAAUCGCGAAACACUAUUAUUGAAAUAAAACAAAGUGUAUAUCCAAAAGUGCUACCUUUUUAUAUAAGAUUAAGGGUUUGGCUUUAAGCGAACAAUAACAUCCUUGUAGAAAAGUCCAAGGCAUCAUCAGCGUGGACGUAUAGUCAGAACCAAUAGCAUAAUCUUUUAACAAUAUGCAAGAACAAAUGUAUUAGUAUGGAGCGUGAGGAAAAAAGCGUAUAAGAACAAGUUUAAAACCAGUGAAAAUUUGGCUUUUGCAAAUAAACCGAUUAGAAUGCGUCAAAUUUAAGCAACGCCAAGCGAAAGCAUAGCGUCUGGUGGCCAGGAUUUGCAUUUAUGACAACCAAAAGUUUAAUUUAUGUCCAUCGGUGUGAACUAUUCGGUUAUAUAAUUUGGUCACGAGCCUGGCAAACUGCUUCGAGUCGCAUAGUAAAAGAGCAUUUAAUGGUUCCGCAAAUCAAUGUUG